This is a messenger RNA of Pyricularia grisea, 1644 nucleotides long. RefSeq lists its product as uncharacterized. NCBI's taxonomy places the organism in Eukaryota, Fungi, Ascomycota, Sordariomycetes, Magnaporthales, Pyriculariaceae. Bases 1 to 1644 code for a protein of 547 amino acids. The record is from RefSeq and is a predicted model, not a curated record. Gene Ontology annotation, cellular component: membrane. Gene Ontology annotation, molecular function: sulfate transmembrane transporter activity. Gene Ontology annotation, biological process: transmembrane transport. The transcript has 4 exons.
AUGGCCGCAGAGCCAAAUUUGGCGCGCGACGGAACACCGAGCAUUGAUUCUAAACGCAUAGACUCUGACGUUGACGCACCACGGCCUGAUGUCGAAGCCAGAGCGCUCAAGGUGGGAGACGACAUUGUGUUUGCGGUCGGUGCCUCCAACAAGCUCUAUGAGCCGAUUCCAGAAUACGAGGGCAGACAUCGAUACGAUUCCAAGGCCGUCUGGAGCGAAGAGGAAGAAAAAGCCCUGGUCAAAAAGCUCGAUUUUCGGAUAUGUUCUUGGGUUUGCAUCAUGUUCUUUGCCCUACAACUCGACCGCGGAAACAUCAGCCAGGCCCUCUCGGACAAUAUGCUCGAUGAUCUGGGCCUCUCGACCAACCAGUACAACUACGGAAUGACAAUAUUUUACAUAAGCUUUCUCCUCGCCGAGCUACCUUCGCAAAUGAUAUCCAAAAAGCUAGGCCCUGAUCUUUGGAUCCCUAUUCAGAUGAUAAGCUGGUCCAUUGUUGCAGCCUGCCAGUCCAUUCUGAAGGACGAACGCGGGUUCUAUGCGACAAGGGCCCUUCUCGGGCUUUUUGAAGGAGGCUUCAUUCCUGAUGCCAUCCUAUACCUCACCUACUUCUUCACGAGCAAGGAGCUUCCCAUGCGGCUCAGCUACUUUUACACAUCAGCAAAUGUUACCCAAAUCGUUGCUGCAUUCCUCGCGGCCGGAAUUUUCCAGCUCCGUGGGGUUGGCGGCUGGGAGGGUUGGCGCUGGAUGUUCGCCCUGGAGGGGGCUCUUACCGCAAUCAUUGGUGUUCUCAGCUACCUCAUCAUGCCGCCGAGCCCGACCCAAUCAGCCAGCUGGUUCCGCGGCAAGAACGGCUGGUUCACCGAGAGGGAGCAAGUGAUCAUGGUUAAUCGAAUCCUCCGCGACGACCCGGCCAAGGGUGGCAUGCACAACCGACAAGGUCUCACGCUCAAGCUUCUCUGGAAGGCGCUCUCCGACUACGACCUCUGGCCCAUCUACCUGAUGGGUUUCACCGUCUUGAUGCCGCUGCGUCCCAUCAAUGCCUACUUCACGCUCAACCUUCGCAACCUGGGCUUCACCACACUGCAGACCAACCUGCUCACGGUGCCGGCCCACACCAUCUUCGUCUUCCAGCUCAUAUUUUGGUCCUGGGUCUCGGAGCGCAUCAAGAACCGCUUCCUGGUCGUCUCUUUCUCCUUUGUGUGGAUGCUGCCGCUGUUCAUUGCGCUAGCCGUCCUGCCCCGCGACGCGAGCGCCUGGGGCCGCUAUGCCAUUACCAUCCUGAUUGUCGGCUAUCCCUACGUGCACUCCAUUCUCGUGGGUCUGACAUCCCGCAACGCCGGAUCGGUUAGAACGCGUACUGUCGGCAGCGCCUUUUACAACAUGUGCGUCCAGACGAGCUCCAUCAUCGGCAGCAACAUCUACCGAGAAGACGACGCCCCUCUGUACCGCCGCGGCAACCGUGUCAUCAUUGGCAUCGUGGUAUGGAACUUUGUGUUUACUUUCAUCAUCAAGUUUUACUACUGGUGGCGGAACAAGAAGAAGGACGAGGCGUGGAACGCCAUGACCCAGGAAGAGAAGGAUUACUACAUUGCCAACACCAAGGAUGAAGGCAGUCGCCGUCUCGAUUUUCGUUUCGCGCACUAG